AUGAAGUUCAACACCGCCAUGGUUGCCCUCGUCGCCGGCCUUGCUGCCGCAGCUCCGGCCCCCAAGAACGACGAGCACGCCGCCCUCGAGAAGCGCAUUGACCCUAUCACUGCUGGUAUCAUCAGCGGUGCCGUCGUGACUGCCAUUGUUGGCACCGCGUCCGGUGUGGCUGUCGGUUCCAUCAACAACAUCCUGCCUGCCCUCAGCACCUGGGAGCAAGUGCGUGAGCAGUUCACCAAGAAGACCGUCGCCGAAAUGUGGGCUCGCAGGCCCAACAACAGGGUCGCUGCCAUCUGCUACAACAUGGGCUACUCCGUCUCCAAGCCGAAGCAGGUCACUGAGCUGGCGUCUGUGAAGAUCUCUUCUGGUCUUCUCAACACUGACUACGAUUGCUUCUUCAUGCAAGGCCCCGAUGCCCGCUUCAAGCCCCAGGGCGAUGGUGGCUACAUCAACUUCGCUGCUAUGCACAACAACGCCCACUGCACCUACAACAAGGGUGAGAUCUACUGCAAAUAG
Messenger RNA from Lasiodiplodia theobromae, 516 nucleotides. RefSeq lists its product as uncharacterized. Lineage: Eukaryota; Fungi; Ascomycota; Dothideomycetes; Botryosphaeriales; Botryosphaeriaceae. The coding region runs from base 1 to 516 and encodes 171 amino acids. The transcript has 3 exons. The record is from RefSeq and is a predicted model, not a curated record.